GCGAGCCGCAGAAGCCGCGUUCAUGUGGCGGGGUUUAAUCGGCCGCGCGCACGGAACCCGACCGGACCAAGUUGUUUUAGGUUUGGACCCGAGACCUGCGAGUGGUUCCGACGGUGUGCCGAGCUGAGUUGCUGGUAGCGGAGGUGGACACCUGGGAGACGGGGGCGCGGAUUUCCAGCCGAGACGAGUCGAGCCGAGCCGAGCCGAGCCGAGCGGCGGCGGCGGGACCGGGAUGGACGGCUUUAGGCAGGAAUUAGGGCCGUCCGUCAAUCACUUUCGGCUCUUGUGUGUCUGAGGCGGCUGAGAUGAGUCUGUGGAGGCGAGACAUCCCCCUGUCAGAGAGCCUGGGAGAGGAUGUCCCGCUGGCCGUGGCGCCCGGUACGCCACUCAGCGCCGUUCCAACAGGCCCCAACAUUUCCUGGCUCCCCGAGGCUCCCCUGCUGACCGCGGACCAGCCCAUCUUUCUCAUGACCCCCGCCUCGCAGUCCAUCUCUGGCUUCUUUGUGUGGACCGCCCUCAUCCUCACCUGCCACCAGAUCUACAUGCACCUGCGGUUCUACAGUUCCCCGAACGAGCAGCGUCACAUCGUCCGCAUCCUCUUCAUCGUCCCCAUCUAUGCCUUCGACUCCUGGCUCAGCCUCCUCUUCUUCACAAAUGACCAGUACUACGUCUACUUCGACACCAUCAGGGACUGCUACGAAGCGUUUGUGAUUUACAACUUCCUGAGUCUGUGUUACGAGUACCUGGGAGGAGAGAGUGCCAUCAUGGCCGAGAUCAGAGGGAAACCCAUCAAGUCCAGCUGUGUGUACGGUACCUGCUGUCUGUGGGGUAAAGCCUACUCCAUCGGCUUCCUGAGGUUCUGCAAGCAGGCCACACUGCAGUUCUGCGUGGUCAAACCGCUCAUGGCCAUCAUCACGGUCAUCCUGCAGGCCUACGGCAAAUACAGAGACGGCGACUUCAAUGUUGCCAGCGGCUACCUGUACGUGACCAUCAUUUACAACAUCUCUGUGAGUCUCUCUCUGUACGCGCUCUUCCUCUUCUACUUCGCCACCAGGGAGCUGCUGAGCCCUUACAACCCCAUGCUCAAGUUCUUCAUGGUCAAGUCCGUCAUCUUCCUCUCCUUCUGGCAGGGCAUGUUGCUGGCCAUCCUGGAGAAGUGCGGGGCGAUCCCUCAGAUCAAUUCGGUGGAGGUGUCUGUGGGUGAGGGCACGGUCGCGGCCGGCUACCAGAACUUCAUCAUUUGCAUCGAGAUGUUUUUUGCAGCUGUGGCCCUGCGGCAUGCCUUCACAUACAAAGUCUAUAUGGACAAGAGGCUCGAUUCCCAAGGCCGCUGUGCCCCCAUGAAGAGCAUCUCCAGCAGCCUGAAGGAGACCAUGAGUCCCGGGGACAUGGUCCAGGACGCCAUCCACAACUUCUCGCCAGCCUACCAGCAAUACACCCAGCAGUCCACGCUGGAGCAGGGGGCGCCGCAGCCCAUCCCCCGCACGCACAGCGCCACCGGUCCCCGCAGCGACACAGAAAAAACGCUCCUCCUCAGCUCUGAUGACGAAUUCUAGACGCACGUAGGCGCCUUCGCCUUCGCCUCGCGUUUUCUGCAAGCGCAGCUGGACCACAGCCCCUCCUCCUUUAGACUUCUUAUUCUUUUUCUUUUUUUCUUUUUUUGAUGGCUUUGGGGAAUGGUAACUUUCUUCUAUUGGCUACCUGAUGACAGGAAACAGGAAAUGUUCAGAGGGUUUUUUGAGGAUGAUGGACCCCCCCCCCACUGCAAAAACUUGUGACUCAAACAUUGGCCUUUUUCAUCUUGUACUUGACUUCUCUAACCGUCGGACGUGGUGGGAGGAGUCUGAGGUACCUUUUUUAUCUUGUACUUCUCUAACCGUCGGACGUGGUGGGAGGAGUCUGAGGUACCUUUUUUAUCUUGUACUUCUCUAACCGUCGGACGUGGUGGGAGGAGUCUGAGGUACCUUUUUUAUCUUGUACUUCUCUAACCGUCGGACGUGGUGGGAGGAGUCUGAGGUACCUUUUUUAUCUUGUACUUCUCUAACCGUCGGACGUGGUGGGAGGAGUCUGAGGUACCUUUUUUUAUCUUGCACUUCUCUAACCAUCGGACGUGGUGGGAGGAGUCUGAGGUACCUUUUUUAUCUUGUACUUCUCUAACCAUCGGACGUGGUGGGAGGAGUCUGAUGUACCUUUUUUAUCUUGUACUUCUCUAACCAUCGGACGUGGUGGGAGGAGUCUGAGUUGCUGUAUUGCUGACGCCGUUUUCUAGAAGAUGGUUUAUUUUUAGCAGAUUUGUGAGUCAGAGUGGUCCCAUGUGCACUCUGCUUGACUGAGAGACCACGGCCUCGGGCUCUGGCUCCGGCCGGUUUAAUCUGAUGCGUGUGUAAGCUAAAAGGAAUUUGUUUGUAAUAUUUCUAAACCAAAUGUGUAACUUGGUGGUAAUGUUACGACAUCGGCUCGUCUGCUUUCGUUUCGUGCGGGUUCGGGCCCUGCUGGUCUCGGCACUCCGUCAUGGAGGCGUUUUAACAUUGGAUUCAGAAGGACGCUGGUCCCAACGUGGAUGGAGUAUAUCUGAAAGGAGUUGGGUGGAGGCAGUGGAGGUGGUGGAUUACAGAUUAAGUUGAGGCGUCCGUCCCGGCGUUGACCUUGUGCGCCGGGACGUGGUGUGUGUGUCUGGGAUUAGCGCCCCUCCCAGACCUGUGCAGAGCGAUGUAGGUUAAACUGCUGCAGCUCCCCCCGUGUGUCCUGCUGGAAACGCUUUACGUGGGAUUUAAACUAUAUUUAGGCCUGUUCUGACUUCACUGUGAUUUCCAUCACACGUGAGUCUAACACUUGUGUUACUGUCACACUGUUGUGUGUUUCUUUUAUUUACUGUCAGACUGUUGUGUGUUUCUUUUAUACAGUAACACUUGUGUUACUGUCAGACUGUUGUGUGUUUUUAUACUCAGCUGUGAUGUAGAUGUUCCAGAGAAUCUUGUUUUUGUCGUUCCAAGUGGUUUGUCCUCUAAACUCAGUGGAGUGAGUCACGAUACAGACGGGGCGGCACUAGGACGGAUGUGGACACACACACACAAACACACAGGUAUCCACAAACCUCGAGAUAGGUAUGAUCAUACCUUCUGCUUCAGACACACUCAGCGGUUGAGGAAGUGUGUGUGUGUGUGUGUACAUGUUUUGCUAUCCUUGUGUGGACACAAGGUAGCAAAACCUGACAGCACGUACCUUCUGCGGACAUUUCAGAGGUCUGCACAAGGAAAAGGGUUUAUUUUAGGGUUAGGAAUUUGUUUUAGGGGUACGGUUAGACUUAGGGUUAGGUUAAGGUUAGGGUAAGGUUUAGGGUUAGAAUUAGGGUUAGGUUAAGGUUAGGGUAAGGUUUAGGGUUAGAAUUAGGGUUAGGGUAAGGUUUAGGGUUAGAAUUAGGGUUAGGUUAAGGUUAGGGUAAGGGUUAGGCAUGUGGUUUGCGUGGGUAAGGUUAGUGUUAAGGGCUAGGAAAUGAAUGUAGUCAAUGAGGGGUCCUCAUAAGGAUAGUGAAACGACUGUGUGUCUGUGUGUGUGU
Molecule: messenger RNA, 3556 nt
Organism: Lampris incognitus (smalleye Pacific opah)
Lineage: Eukaryota; Metazoa; Chordata; Actinopteri; Lampriformes; Lampridae
Gene: tmem184ba
Product: transmembrane protein 184ba
Exons: 9
Coding region: 306-1556 (416 amino acids)
Biological process (GO): transport
Molecular function (GO): transporter activity
Source: RefSeq, a predicted model, not a curated record